AGGAAAAAAAGUUAAUUAUAUGGAUUGAUACUUAGCUUUGAAUUUGGUCCACUCAGAGCUCUAAGCAUAGACAGAGUGGAAGAAAAAUGGCGUCUCAGUUCUUCAAACCACCAGCAAACGCCACACGUGGCGGCGGAGAUGCUGUUUAUGUGGCGUCUGUGCCGCUCAGAGCAACGGCUGGUCCACCGCAGCUUAUCAUGUCAAUGGCUUACUCACUUAAUAUAAGGAAUUUACAGCAUUUCAUGGUUCUCAUUAAACCAUCUUCUCCAAAUCGUCAAGAGGUACUCGUGUUUGAUUUCCAGCCUGUUAAUCCAGAAAGCAUAGAAGCAGCGAUCUCAGUUUUUUCAAGAAAAUCGGUUCCAGGUGUAGUGAUGCAAAGAAAAUUGAAAAAUGUUCCUAAACAAAGAUGUUGGAUGGUUGGAUUAUCCAAAGGGAAUAAUGCCAUGGAAAUGGCAAUUGAGUUUAAUAGCUCAUGGGAAACUGAUCUUAGAAUUGGCUUUCAUGAUUGCCGACAUUAUACCAAUGAACUUGUUCAACAUCUUACUGGAGAAAUUCAAAUUGUUGAGCGACUCACAAGAAGCUACAGCAGUUAGCAUUCACCUCAUGAAUGGAUGAAACAUAUGUUCACUACCAAGAUAAAUGGCCAGCAUUUAAUGUUGAUCAAACGAGGAACACAAAGAGAGUGACAAAACUGACCAACCAUAUCUUCUAUUUUAAUCUUCCUCUACAGACUACAGAUUUUCCUUGACAAUAAACAUGCAAGCAUGAAGCAUGUCAAAUACAGAAUUCAAUAUAAUUCUCCUUAGAUUCCUAGUUGUUGAAAAAAAAGAUGGCUAGUUUAAAAGCCAAAAUGUCUUAAAAUUCAAACUUCUCAGUUCUUUU
Eruca vesicaria subsp. sativa (arugula) is the source of this 882-nucleotide messenger RNA. Lineage: Eukaryota; Viridiplantae; Streptophyta; Magnoliopsida; Brassicales; Brassicaceae. The record is from the annotation of a GenBank genome assembly.